UGAAAAUGUCCUAUAUAACCCACUUUGUUAGUACAGACAUAUUGGUUUAUCUCGCAACAUGCAUUACUCUACUGCUUUAUUUGCUAAAGGGAUUCAAAAAUUCAGCUUUGAAAAUGCCACCAGGUCCAGCACCAUUCCCUUUUAUUGGAAACCUGAAUAUUCUGAACCUGAAAAAGCCUUUCCAGUCCCUUAUGAAGCUCUCUGAGAAGUAUGGAGAAGUAUUUACUGUCCACUUUGGCCCCAAGAAGAUGGUGGUGCUAGCAGGGUACAAGGCAGUGAAGGAUGCUCUUGUUACACAGGCAGACGACUUUGGAGAAAGAGCAGAAAUGCCAAUAUUUAGUAAACUGACACAUGGAAACGGCAUUGUGUUCAGUAAUGGUGAAUCCUGGAAAGUAAUUCGGAGAUUUACACUUUCAACUCUCCGAGAUUUCGGCAUGGGCAAGAGGACCAUAGAGACCAGGAUCCAAGAUGAACUCCGUCCUCUCAUCAAGCUUUUCAAGUCACAUGCUGGUAAACCUUUUGAUCCAAAGAUUAUAUUAAACAGUGCUGUGUCCAAUGUCAUCUGCUCCAUUAUAUUUGGGAAAAGGUUUGAGUAUAAUGACACAACCUUUCUCACUCUGCUCCAGUUAUUGAAUGAAAAUGCAAGACUUUUUGGGACCCCACCACUGCUGCUCUUUAAUUUUUACCCUCUCCUUGGCUCCAUUCUUGGGGCACAUAAGCGAGUCCUGAGGAACACAGAGCGACUGAAGCAUUUCUUCCAGAAUUACAUUAAUGAACACAGAGCGGAAUUUAAUGCAAAUAAUAUCACAGGUUUUAUUGAUGCGUAUCUUCUCAAACAGGAACAGGAAUCCUCCAAUGCAAAAACUCACUUCCACGAUGAAAACCUUGUCUAUUCUGUACUGGACCUUUUUGCAGCUGGUACUGAGACCUCAUCUACAACUUUACGGUGGGGUUUCCUAUUGAUGAUGAAGUAUCCUGAGAUUCAAAAAAAAGUCCAAAAGGAAAUAAAGGAAGUUGUGAGACCAGGGCAGUUACCCAAGGUGGAAGAUCGGAGGAAUAUGCCUUAUACUGACGCAGUGAUUCAUGAAAUACAGAGAUUUGCUAAUAUUGUUCCCAUGAACGUGUCCCGGGCAACUGUCAGGGAUGUGAAUUUCCGUGGCUUUCUCAUCCCAAGGGGGACUGAAGUCAUUCCUAUGCUUACAUCUGUUCUGUAUGACAACAAUCACUGGAAAACACCCCAUGAAUUUAACCCCCAACACUUCCUGGAUGCCAAUGGUAAAUUUGUGCAGAGGGAUGCUUUUCUGCCAUUUUCUACAGGAAGAAGAGCCUGUGUUGGAGAAAGCUUGGCCAAGAUGGAACUCUUUUUGUUUUUCACUGGUCUUCUCCAAAGUUUCACUUUGUGCCCACCUGCAGGUGUAUCUGGGGCAGACCUGGACCUCACCCCUGAUAUUGGUUUUGUUUUAACCCCUCUGCCUUUCAUGAUGUGUGCCAUACCCAACAAACAGACUCCUCAUUUCCCUUAACAACCAAAGUAUCAACAGGCCUAUUUUUAUUCUAGAAGUAGCAAAUUACCAUUGUGGUUUCUCAGCUUAGUAGGGAUGCAACGAAUCAAUGUUUUCGGAUCUGGCCAAACCCCCAAAUACUUUGUAAAGGAUUCAGUCGAAUACCAAACCAAAAAGUCAUUUGAUUCAGGAUUCUAUCCGGCCAGGAGCGUGGAUUCGGCCGAAUCCUGCCACAAAAAGUCUGAAUCCUGGAUUUGUUGCAUCCCUACAGCUUAGUAACACAUCACUAUAGCCAAUCUGAGUAUGAGCAGAGUGCACUGUAAGUGAUUUCAUGUCUAUAUCAUAGCUAAAAUAAAAGAUCAAGUUACUUUUGUUCAUGACACAUCUUUGCAUUUGAACCCAGGAGCCCAGAGCGGAGAAGCAGUAAUGCCGUUUUAACCUAUAAAAUGGGGCGGCAC
Xenopus tropicalis (tropical clawed frog) is the source of this 1960-nucleotide messenger RNA. RefSeq names its product cytochrome P450 family 2 subfamily W member 1 (gene cyp2w1). Gene Ontology annotation, molecular function: heme binding; oxidoreductase activity, acting on paired donors, with incorporation or reduction of molecular oxygen; monooxygenase activity. The transcript has 9 exons. Bases 6 to 1523 code for a protein of 505 amino acids. Gene Ontology annotation, biological process: aflatoxin metabolic process. The record is from RefSeq and is a predicted model, not a curated record. NCBI's taxonomy places the organism in Eukaryota, Metazoa, Chordata, Amphibia, Anura, Pipidae.